This is a messenger RNA of Colius striatus (speckled mousebird), 2059 nucleotides long. It is a transcript of the gene HLX, whose product is annotated as H2.0 like homeobox. Lineage: Eukaryota; Metazoa; Chordata; Aves; Coliiformes; Coliidae. Gene Ontology annotation, biological process: regulation of DNA-templated transcription. Gene Ontology annotation, molecular function: sequence-specific DNA binding; DNA-binding transcription factor activity, RNA polymerase II-specific. The record is from RefSeq and is a predicted model, not a curated record. The coding region runs from base 369 to 1655 and encodes 428 amino acids. The transcript has 4 exons.
GAGGGCUGCUCCGGAGCCGGGAGUGUCGCUGCCGGAGAAAGUUUUGGGGAGGGGUGGAUAUUUUAUUUUUUUUCUUCUUCUUCUUCCCCCAGUGCAAGGAAAGGGGGUUUGGUUUGGGUUUGUUUUGUUUGCGCCGCACCACUCCUCGCCCGCUCGUUCUCUCCGUCUCGCCGAGGGUUUUUAGGGACUUUUUCUUUUCUGGUGAUUGUUUUGGGUUUUUUUUUCCACCCUUGCCCCUCCGGCAAGUCCUCCGCCAGCCGCCUUCGCCUCGUCAUCCCCUCCCCAUGCGCUUGGGGCAGCGGGCAGCUCCGCGGAACGCACCCGGGAGCUGAGCUGUGGAGCGGAGCGCGAACCCUCCCCGGGCAAGGAUGUACACGGCCGGGCUGGCUCCUUUCUACGCAUCCAACUUCAGCUUGUGGUCAGCGGCGUAUUGCUCGGCAUCGGGACCGGCAGCCGGCGGCUGUUUCCCGUUGGACGCCGCGGCGGCGAAGAAGCCAUCCUUCUGCAUCGCCGACAUCCUCCACGCCGGCGGCGAGGCAGCGGGAGGACCCGCCGACAGCUUGAGCGGAGGUCCCGCCACGGGGAUGCCGGCGACGCUGGGAGCCGUCCAUCACAGCGGUCCCUUCCAUGCCACCGCCUCGCCGCUUCGGCCCACGCCCGUCGUGGCCCCCGACGCCCCCGCCACCGCCUUCCCGCCGCGCCUCUCGCCGCUCUCCGCCGCCUUCCACUCCCAUCACCACCACCGCCCCCCGCAACACCGGUCUUCCGCGGCGGCAGCGGCAGCUGGCGGCGGAGGCGCCCCGGCCCCUGCCCGAUUGCCGGGCGGCCAGACUCACGGUUCGGCGCCGGCCCCCGCCAGCAAGGACCUGAAAUUCGGCAUCGACCGCAUUUUAUCGACAGAGUUUGACCCCAAAGUCAAAGAAGGCAACACGCUGAGAGAUCUGACCUCCUUAUUAACUACCAGCCGCCAAACUGGGGUUCAUCUCCCCAACUUGCAGCCUUCCGCCGGCCAGUUCUUCGCGUCUCUAGACCCUAUUAACGAGGCCUCUGCUAUUCUGGGUCCCUUAAAUACAAACCCAAGGAGUUCAGUUCAGCACCAGUUUCAAGACACUUUUCCAGGUCCUUACGCAGUUUUAACCAAGGACACGCUGCCCCAGACAUACAAGAGGAAACGCUCCUGGUCCAGGGCUGUUUUUUCCAACCUGCAAAGGAAAGGUUUAGAAAAACGAUUCGAAAUCCAGAAAUAUGUCACCAAACCGGACAGAAAGCAACUGGCGGCAAUGCUGGGGCUGACAGAUGCUCAAGUGAAGGUGUGGUUCCAGAACCGGCGGAUGAAGUGGCGGCACUCCAAGGAGGCGCAGGCCCAGAAGGAGAAGGAGCCGCCGCCGGAACCGGAGCCAGAGCCUGAGGCCCAGCGAGCCGGCGCACCACCCGCCGCCUCCGGGGAGCCCGAGCGCAGCCCCAGUCGCUCCGAGGGCGACAGCGACAGCAGCGACGCUGACUCCCUCGAUAUGGCCCCCAGCGACACGGAACGGACUGAGGGCGCCGAGCGAAGCUUGCCCGCCGCCGGGCUCGGCAAGUCCUCCGCCAGCACCGCCCCCCCUUCCCCGCCGCCGCCCGCCGCCGCCAGCCCCGAGCCGCGGAGCGGCCUAUAGACGGGGCGGACCCGCGGCCGGGAUCCGCGCCUUAAUUUAUCUCCCUCCCUCCGCCCCGGGAGCACGGCAAGGCCGGCACGGCACAGACCCACUCCCGCCCGCCGCCAGGGCCCGGCUCGGCCGGGAGCGAGAGGCCGGGGAGGCGGGUGGAGCGGGGAGCCCCGGCCCCGGGACGGCUGCGUGUGAGGCGGCCGCUUCUCCUUCCACGCUGCUCGCACGCAGGAGAGCGGGACUUCUCUAUUUUUUUCCUUCUUCUUUUUUUUUUUUUUUUUAAAUAUUUUCUUUUCCAUCUCCCGCCCCUUGUCCUCUCCAGGAAAAUCCGAGCGAAGGACUCCCGAGAAUGUGCUCCGAAUCUCUUCCCCCCUCCGCCCCAAACAAUUUACAAUGUGAAGUAUUUUGCCAAC